This is a messenger RNA of Lathyrus oleraceus (garden pea), 726 nucleotides long. RefSeq lists its product as uncharacterized. The record is from RefSeq and is a predicted model, not a curated record. NCBI's taxonomy places the organism in Eukaryota, Viridiplantae, Streptophyta, Magnoliopsida, Fabales, Fabaceae. Bases 1 to 726 code for a protein of 241 amino acids. The transcript is spliced from 2 exons.
AUGCAUCAAGACCCAAGUAAGGUAACCGAGAAGGAAGACGAACAAGAGGAAGAUAAAAACGAAGAGGUCGUAGAGAAAGAAGAACCUUAUGUGCCUCCACCACCGCAUAAACCCCCUAUCCCUUAUCCUCAAAGACUUGUUAAAUCUAAAAGUGUAAGACAAUUUAAAAAAUUCGUAGAGCUUCUAAAACAAUUGAAUAUCAUAAUACCCUUCACAGAAGCCAUCAUUCAAAUGCCCUCAUAUGCUAAGUUUCUCAAAGAAAUCUUAUCUAAGAAGAAGAAGAUAGAGGAUAACGAAACCGUUACACUUACUGCUAAGUGUAGCGCCAUAAUACAAAAUAAUAUGCAUCCUAAGCUGAAAGACCCAAGUAUGCUAGAAAACGUUCCGGUGCGCAUGGGACAAUUCUAUAUUCCUAUUGAUUUUAUAAUCAUGGAUAUAAAAGAGGAUUCCAACAUCCCUAUCAUAUUAGGAAGACCAUUCCUAGCUACAGUCGGAGCUAUUAUAGAUGUUAAGAAAGAAAAGCUAACCUUUGAAGUUGGUGAGGAAAAAGUCGAAUUCAUUUUGACGCAAUUCCUAAAGGCACCAGCUAUAGACGAUACCUGUUGUCUACUAGAUGUCAUCGACGAAUUCAUAAGAGAGAUGGAGAAUGAACAAACAUCAUACUCUGAAAUACUAAAAAUUCCAAGGCCUCCUACUUUUGAAGAUGAAAAUUUAAGUAAGGAAUAA